Molecule: messenger RNA, 615 nt
Organism: Eimeria maxima
Lineage: Eukaryota; Apicomplexa; Conoidasida; Eucoccidiorida; Eimeriidae
Exons: 2
Coding region: 1-615 (204 amino acids)
Source: RefSeq, a predicted model, not a curated record
AUGCUGCAGGCACAGGAGCGUUCUUUAUGUUUUCCUGAUGAAAGUUUGCAGCUAAUAGACACAGAGGAAGCAGCAACAGCAGCAACAGGAGCAGCAGCAGCAGCAGCAGCACAGCUACCGCUGCAUGCAACCAAUGGGGCUUUUGCUGCUGCUCUUAGUGAAGCUUUGGGGCUUGAUGAAGGAGAAGAUGAAGAGAUGCUGCUGCUGCAGGACCAGCAGCAGCAGCAGCAGCAGCAGCACCCGUUGCCAGAAGAGCAGCAGGAGCAGCAGCAGCUGCAGCAGGAGCUGCAGCAAGAGCUGCAACUUCUUGAUGGCAUAAUGGAUACGGAUGCAGAUCUGCAGCAGCAGUUCCUGCUGCACCAGCAGCAGCUGCAGCAGCAGCAGCAGCAGCAGCAGCACCUGCAGCAAGAGCUCGAGUUUCCUGACGAGAUGGUGGGAGCUGAUGCAGAUCUGCUGCGCCAUCAGCAGCAGCAGCAGCAACUGCAGCAGCAGCAGAUUCCUUUUUCCCUUAAUGAGCUGCCUGUACACCGCAAGGAGGACAUCGAAGCAAGCAGCGAUUUGCGGCCUCCAUAUAUCAUGUUGCUUAUUAUGUCAUUAAAUAAUAAAAAAGAAUAA